AUGUUUGCUGGAAUUUUUACAAGAGUUCUUGCUGCUGUUUUUCUCUGGGCGUUUGUCUCCGCUGCAUGGGUAUCACCACUACCUCCAACCCAGGACCCUUUCUACGAGGUUCCGGCAAAUGUGUCGGGGUACGAAAACGGCGAUAUCAUCAAUUGGAGACCCACGCCGGCGCAGCUUCGAUCGGUGUAUUUUCCUUUGAAUGUCGAGGGAUCCUGGCAGCUUCUCGUCAGAUCGGAGGACUCCGAAAGGAACCCCACGGCGUUUGUCACCACGGUGAUCAAACCGUACAACGCCAUUCCAUCAAAAUUACUUUCCUACGAGGCUUUUGAAGAUUCCGCCUGUUUGGACUGCAGCCCCUCGUACUCUGUGCUUUACGGAGCUUCCAUGAGGACCUUCAGUAUCCAGGUGGAGGUGGCCAUGAUGAACAUCGGAUUAUCAAAAAACUGGUAUGUUGUUCUUCCCGACUACGAGGGACCCAAAUCGGCAUUUUCAGCAGGCGUUCAAUCUGGAAAAGCCACCUUGGACGGGAUCCGUGCAGCGUUGAAAUCUUCAGAAAUCACCGAAAUCAGCAGGGACGCCAAAGUGGGUCUUUUUGGGUUUUCGGGAGGAUCCAUUGCCGUUGGAUGGGCUGCUCAGCUUCAGCCUGAACAUGCUCCAGAGCUAAAAGACCAUAUUAUCGGUGCAGCCGCUGGCGGUUUUGUCACCAACAUGACCCUGACUGCUAUAGCCAUGGACGGAACAUCCUACUCUGGGUUAGCCGUAGCGGCGGUAAAUGGCCUUGUUCAGGAGUAUUCUGGACUUCUGGACGUUUUGGAAAAGGAAAUCAACCCUACAAAGCUCGACACCUUCUACAAAGCCAGAAGCCUAUGUCUCAGAGAGCUUUCUGGGGUCUACGACUUGACGGAGCUCUUCACAGGCACAGAUCCGUGGAUGACGAGGGGCCUCGGGUUCUUUGAUGUGCCUGAAGUGAAGAAGGUGCUUGAACUGAAUAUUCUAGCUUUGAACGGAGUAGCUCCAGAAGUACCCGUCUUUAUAUUCCAAGGAGAACAAGACGACUUGGCUCCCUUUGAGCAGGUCCAAAGAGUCUACGACGACUGGUGCUCGUGGGGCGCUUCUUCUGUGGAAUUUGCCGUUUCCAGGUCAACAGGCCACCUGCUUGAAGCUGUAACUGGCCUAGGUGCCGCUUUUGCAUGGCUAGAAGACCGUUUUGACGGGUAUCUUCCCGUGAAAGGCUGUCUGCGGACCGUCAGAGACAACAACAUAGCGUAUCCCGGAGCGUACCCGAACUACCAGCGUCUUUUGACCACUUUCUUCCGAGGCAUCUUUGGAGAGAAGAUCGGCGAUGAUCCUAGUGAAGAGACGAUGCUAGCCAAGGUUCUUGCGUUUAUUUUGGGCGAGUGGAUUGGCGUUUUGCAGGGAGAGCAGAGAACGUUGGAGAGUCCCCGGGUAGGGUUGGCUGCAAAUGCUUCUGAGCUGCGGGUGUUCAAGGGCUUGGGUGAUGUGGUGGAUCUCUGGAGGAAAGAGAAGAUCGAUCCGUGGCGGGUCCUCGAGGAGGCCCAGAUCAAGCGGUAG
Messenger RNA from Candidozyma pseudohaemuli, 1572 nucleotides. RefSeq lists its product as uncharacterized. The transcript has a single exon. Gene Ontology annotation, molecular function: triacylglycerol lipase activity. The coding region runs from base 1 to 1572 and encodes 523 amino acids. The record is from RefSeq and is a predicted model, not a curated record. Gene Ontology annotation, biological process: lipid catabolic process. Lineage: Eukaryota; Fungi; Ascomycota; Pichiomycetes; Serinales; Metschnikowiaceae.